Messenger RNA from Hippocampus zosterae (dwarf seahorse), 1182 nucleotides. It is a transcript of the gene pop7, whose product is annotated as POP7 homolog, ribonuclease P/MRP subunit. The coding region runs from base 144 to 602 and encodes 152 amino acids. Gene Ontology annotation, cellular component: nucleolar ribonuclease P complex; ribonuclease MRP complex; nucleus. Lineage: Eukaryota; Metazoa; Chordata; Actinopteri; Syngnathiformes; Syngnathidae. Gene Ontology annotation, molecular function: nucleic acid binding. The transcript has 2 exons. Gene Ontology annotation, biological process: tRNA 5'-leader removal. The record is from RefSeq and is a predicted model, not a curated record.
CGAUGCGUCCCCCCUUCCUGUUUUCUUCAACAUCCGGGUCACGGUGACGACUUGAACCGCUUGUGCUAAAAUGCUACUGUAUUAAUCGACGAGAAAAAAGCGAAUCUUUUCCCCAAUUAUCAGCCGCAGCUUUUCGGCGUGAUAUGAGCGAGCCUCGCAAGCCGGGGAUGUCGUCCCUCCACGCGGUCGCCCCCGUGCAACCCUCCGACAGUCCCUGCGCCGUCGACAUCGACCCGGUGGAGUACACCCUUCGGAAAAGACUGCCCCGCAAGCUCCCAAAGAGGCGCAACGACGUGUACGUCAACAUGAAGACGGACUUCCGGGCACAGCUCGCCCGCUGCCAGAAGCUGUUGGACGGCGGUAGCGGCCACCGGGAGAUCUGCGUGCACGGCCUGGGCCUGGCCAUCAAUCGGGCCAUCAACAUCGCGCUGCAGCUGCAGGCCAGCAGCCAGGGGGCGUUGCAGCUGGCCGCCAAUACCUCCACGGUAGAGCUGGUGGACGACCUGGAACCCGAGGACCCGGACGAGGUCGCCGAGCCCCUGACGCGAACGCGUAACAACUCGGCCAUCCAUAUCAAGGUUUUCUACCCCGACCCUAAGUGAAGGCAGCAAGAAGCAGCCAGAGCAACUUGUCUUCAGUUGCAUGCGUGUGUGUCAAACGUGUAAUUUAUUUGGAGGACUGAGUUUUGUGCAGAGGCGUGCUGAUGGGGUAAACGUGUAAUUUAUUUGGAGGACUGAGUUUUGUACAGAGGCGUGCUGAUGGGGAAAAAUGUUAAAUGCCACACUAAAUUUUGACUAGUAACUGGUUUUGAUUUCUGUCUUCAGCAAAACAAAACAAAGCUAUUCCGGUUCAGGUUAGUGGCCGGGGUCUUUUUGUGUGUCUUUAAGCAAAGUUAACAAGUGAGACUGAAGUAUUUUUUUUUCAUAGUAUGUUAGGAACAUGCUUCUUUAGUUUUGCAUGCCAUUUUGUGCAAAAAUUGCUUUCCAUAUGCACCAAGUAUUGUUCACAUUGCUACAUUGUACAGUAAUGUUUACUUUGCAAGUUGUGUUGUUGUAUUGAAUGUCAGUAGUUAAUAAGCUUCACGGGUACCUUUUGUUUUCUUCUAGCGUCCCAAACAUUUGCCAGUGGAAGUCUUUUGUUUUUGUUGUUUUGCAAUCUACAAAUAAAAAUAUUAGGAACACA